AUGACAUCGCCACACGCGAAAAAAGCCGAGAAAAUUCGAGAGGAGCUUGGGAGACAGUACAAAGACAAGGAUUUCAGAUUCCCCACUGAAUACACUGCCGCUGAAGCCGCCAAUUUUCUCGAUAUCCAAAAGAGAAUGUUCGAGAAGCGAGAGAGGCUCCGAUCCGACGACCGUGACCAGGACAUCUUACCUGACGACGUAUACGCGAACGAAGUCGAUCUCCUCGAAGAUGCAUUACCAACAGCUGAGGGCCAAGAGAAGUUCUGGUUGUGGGUACACAAUAAUGAUUGCAAGAUCCGUACGAUGCCUAAAGCCGGGGCAUUUCAGGACUACUUCAAAGCUCUCGCUCAAACUGAUUACUCAGACAAGGUUUCUCUAAGGGAACUGUUCACAGUACUAAAGACACACGUUUACCCAUACAUACCCGCGGGAUCCUACAACGGUUAUCGCUAUCGCAUCGUCCCAUCCCUCACCCCACUGGCCCCUGAUGAGGAGCUGGUCGACUGGGAGGACCCACGUCAGGUUGCCACCGAUCCAAUUGUAGCUAUCGACCUAGCAGGACAGAUAAUCCACUCUUCAGACGAGGUCGAGGACCGCAACCGAAGGAGGCGUGCUGACAUCUCAGAGGAAUCUUAUUUCAGUAGCUCCAGCAACAACAGCACCAUCCUAGGUAACAGUCUUACUGGAUUCGUAUGCUUUCAAGUUGGAGAGCUUCGUGCAGCUGAGGAGGAGAAUUGGUCAGACAACGGCAAGCUACCCAAGGGACAGGACGUCAGCAAGAUUCUAUGGGAGCGCACAGACUGGGUCUUGGUCUUGGUCAUCAGUGCUGAGAGUACUGCCGGUGCUGUUUGGCUGCUACAGAAUUUCAAUCCAACAAUCGAGCACACAUCCGAUCAGUACACGAUCACCCCAGGAGAUCCAGAAGACCCUUAUGGGUGGGGUUACUUUGAGGGCGAGCGACAGUUGGAUCUGGUGCCGAUGCAACGUGGUGGGGUGAAGAUCGCGCACAAGAUCACUGAUCUCACCGAGACUAGGGAGUGGACCAUGGAUGAGUACAUUACAGGAAAGUACGAGAUAGUGCAAGCAGUACUCGCGGACCGUGAUGAGGGCAAGUCACCAGUCAUUGUCAGGCAGCUGCCAAGAUUCGAGUCCCAGGAUGAUUCGUCUCCAGACGUCUCGAGGCUCCGCAUUGAGGAUGAUUAG
This is a messenger RNA of Alternaria burnsii, 1203 nucleotides long. RefSeq lists its product as uncharacterized. The record is from RefSeq and is a predicted model, not a curated record. Lineage: Eukaryota; Fungi; Ascomycota; Dothideomycetes; Pleosporales; Pleosporaceae. Bases 1 to 1203 code for a protein of 400 amino acids. The transcript has a single exon.